Paramuricea clavata is the source of this 152-nucleotide messenger RNA. The record is from the annotation of a GenBank genome assembly. NCBI's taxonomy places the organism in Eukaryota, Metazoa, Cnidaria, Anthozoa, Malacalcyonacea, Plexauridae.
AGGACUUGUCAUAUACAAAGUCGACAAUUGCAAAGGAAUCCACUGUAACUGAGCCCACACAAGUGAAGGUCCUGGGUAUGGCAUGGGACACUGCUGAAGAUACGUUUUUGUUCCAUUUGGAGGAACUGGUCGAGUACGCAAAAUCACUUCCG